Messenger RNA from Limulus polyphemus (Atlantic horseshoe crab), 573 nucleotides. RefSeq names its product ocellar opsin-like. Gene Ontology annotation, molecular function: G protein-coupled receptor activity. Gene Ontology annotation, biological process: G protein-coupled receptor signaling pathway; phototransduction. Lineage: Eukaryota; Metazoa; Arthropoda; Merostomata; Xiphosura; Limulidae. The record is from RefSeq and is a predicted model, not a curated record. Gene Ontology annotation, cellular component: membrane.
AUGAUCUACAGUUACAUCUUAAUCGUCCAUGCCGUAGCUGAACAUGGGAAACAACUACGUGAACAGGCCAAGAAAAUGAACGUCGCUUCACUCGGAGCGAACGCUGACCAUCAAAAGCAGAGUGCUGAAUGUCGUCUUGCUGAGGUUGCUAUGAUGACAGUUGGUCUAUGGUUUAUGGCCUGGACUCCUUAUUUGAUCUCCGCUUGGGCUGGUGUCUUUUCAAGUGGAACACGUCUCACUCCCCUAGCCACGAUUUGGGGUUCUGUAUUUGCUAAGGCAAAUUCUUGUUACAACCCCAUCGUGUAUGGUAUCAGUCAUCCAAGAUAUAAGACUGCCCUCUACCAGAGGUUCCCAUCUUUGGCUUGUGGAUCAGGUGAAUCCGGAAGUGACGUCAAAUCAGAAGCUUCUGCUACAACGACGAUGGAAGAAAAGCCAAAAAAUCCCGAAGCAUAACUUCUACUCACGUUCUUGGUCGUUGUAUUUUUCGUUUUUGUUUUGUUUUCUUUGAUUUCAAUAAUUUUAUACUGUUGUAUGAACACCCUUAAGACAAAGAAUAAAAUAUCCAGCAUUAUA